UUUUGUUUAAUCGUUAUGCUUGACUUUGGGGUGUUCUAAAAUUGGUGGUGAUAAUGCUUGUUAGUGCUUCAGUCUUUUCUUGAUUUUCGUUUAAAGAUUUGAGCCUUUCCUACGAAUAUCGUUUGAUCUUCCGCAUCAUUCAGAUCAGAGAUGAAGAUUGGUACUAGUUUAUGUUUCUGAAUUUCAUAAUGAAUUGAUUUGAUGAUCACUUGGAUGGAUGUGUGUCUCAGUCUCAGAGAGAGAGAGAGAGCUGUGAUGGAUCCAGCACAUAACACAAGCGCAGCAGAGAUUGGUGGGAGCAAUGGUAAUGCAACUGUGUCUGACGAUUCAAAGGAGAGCCUGGACCAAGUCAUCAACUCUAUUAACAAGAGUUUGGUCGUCCUUCACCAGUUACACCUUUCCCUCUCUUCUUCUUUGACUCCCUCUUCUCAGCUUCAUCUCCUCCCCCGCCUAAACUCUCUUGUAUCAGAGCUGAAUAGCAUCUCUAAGUUGUCUGAGAAAUGCAAUAUUCAAAUCCCCAUGGAGGUUCUUAGCUUGAUUGAUGAUGGGAAGAACCCUGACGAGUUUGCAAGGGAUGUUCUCAAUAGCUGUGUUGCCAGAAAUCAAGCUACAAAGGGCAAGACUGACGCUUUCAAGGAAUUGAGAAAACAUAUACUGGAGGAGCUUGAAGAGACAUUUCCUGAUGAAGUUGACAAGUAUAGAGAAAUCCGUGCUACUUCUGCUGCUGAAGCCAAACGUCUGGCCCAAUCGCAAACUGUGUUACCAAAUGGGGAUGCCAAGGUCAAGAGCGAGCUAUAAUAAGAGCCCAAUCUUGCCCUGUAGAAUAAAACGAACAAGACCGUUGCAAUUUCUAUACUAUCUAUUUCUUUGUUUCAAGUCUUUUCUCACCUGCAACUUCAUCUAUAUGUAAAUCUACCCUCCAAAAAAUGCAAUUACUUGUCCUUAUCAAUGUCCGUGGAGAGUCUUAACCAAUCAAACAACAUAAUCAGGAAGCGUAGAAGAAUAAUGCUAGAGACAGAAGAGGUUGGCAUCUCAGUUGUUGAAACUCUGCGUCAGCAAAGCCAAACUUUCCUUCACGCUCACACCAAGGUACAAUGAAAAGGAAUUUACAAUUUAAGUUUCUCCUGUUUGGUUUUCUUCUCUAAUCAUUAGACCAUUGAGAAAAACUAAACUUGUUGAUCUGUUGGUUCGGUGAUUGUAGCUCGUAUUCUUGCCAUCAUCUUGAUAAUCUCUUGCAAACUUUCACAUUAAUAUACUGAAAACAUAAAAAUCAUCGAGAAUAUGUGUAUAUAUGAUCGUUGUUUAGAGUGGUUAUACUUGCACAAAAAAAAAGUGGAAAUACUUUUAAACAAUCAUUAGAUCUUCCAAAGACUGUACAUAUGCUGUAGUAGCCAAACGUUAUGAAACUAAGCCACCUUGCACUUCCUCUCUGGACCAAUCAUCUUGCCAUGACCACGAGACCCACUGGCACCUCAUUACAUGAAACCCUAACGGACUUGGACGAGGACGACCCAAAUCUCCAUUUUAUGAACGUAUCCAGCUUCACAUCGAACUCUUCAAAAGAGUAAGGGGGCAACUCUUUGCGGAGUUCUCUGGCUGUAGUUAUAGGUGCGAGAUAGAGAGUGAAAUUAUUGGCUUCGUCUCACUUGCUCUUUGAAAGAAGGCCGGGAACAUGGUCGUGGCCAGACGGCGUUUUCCGUGGUACAUUGAGCAGUAAACGUCGCCGUAUGAGAAAUCAGUCAACAAGUUAGCGUUCAAAACUUGAAACUGCAUAUCCACGUAGCCGGAGAUAUGGUAUGAGGUGAAGUUAAGCCUGCUCACGCUGAGGGAGACGAGAGUGAUGUGUGGUAACUCCGGAGGGCUGAAGAAGAUCACGAUGAAUACAGCUGCGAGAAUCAGUCCGAGCACGAAACAAACUGCCAUUUCUUUGGCCAUAAAUUUUUGGCUAGAAACAAGAAGUGAAGCCACUUAAUUGUCUACCUUUGAAGAGAGAUAAAUACACUAGAUAGAGAAACCCUCAUCGUCUUCUUACAAGGAACAUAGCAUAUAUAGAGGAAAGAGGUUGUAGCGUAAGAAACUGACAGUAAAACCAACAGAGCUGCCGAUUAAGGAUAACAAAUAAAUAACUCGCAUGUGAAUAAGGGGACCCACCUCUGCAUGUCAAAUGGUAAAUGAAGAUACUUAUUAAUACAUCUCACAGAUGUUAGGUGGGAUUAUAAAAGUUGCAUUACCAUUUAAGACUGGAUGUUACAUGGAAUUAGAAAGCUACUUGUAUAUAUGAUCUACAGACAUAGGAAAGCUAACCUGUUCAGAGGCUAUGGCUGAGUUAAGGUUUAAAAUUUAAAUAGCAGAGGCUAUCAAAACAAGUAAGGAUUGAACGGUUAUAAUAUCGUAAGAUAAACAAACACUAAU
Brassica rapa (field mustard) is the source of this 2412-nucleotide messenger RNA. RefSeq names its product mediator of RNA polymerase II transcription subunit 10b. NCBI's taxonomy places the organism in Eukaryota, Viridiplantae, Streptophyta, Magnoliopsida, Brassicales, Brassicaceae. Gene Ontology annotation, biological process: positive regulation of transcription by RNA polymerase II. The record is from RefSeq and is a predicted model, not a curated record. Gene Ontology annotation, cellular component: mediator complex. Gene Ontology annotation, molecular function: transcription coregulator activity.